GCCCAUUAUAGAAGAAAUGGGUCACGAAACGCAGCGUAUGAGAACGACGACGUGCGUCGUCUAGGUAGCUUUGACUGCUGGCUGCUCCGACGCUGAUUGUGCAACGUUCGCAAGGGGUGACGGAAAAUCCCAGUGAAUACAGAGAGACAUGUCAAGGUUUCGAUCAUUGUUGCAAGCCUCAGUAAAUGCAACGAAGAAGGCUUUUACGUGGAACAUUGAAGAAUGGAUACCACCUGCAGAGAAGUAUAUAUUUAAGUUCCAUUCGAAAGAAGACUUGAAGAGAUGGCAUCUCUAUUCUGAUUCUCAAUAUGGAGGAUUAUCUUCGGCUUCCUUGGAGAUCCCAGAUGGAGGAAAAGGAUCAGAUGGAACUGGAAUUUUCUCAGGGAACCUUUCUGUAGACCUCAGCGAGGGAUCAAAGUUGAAUAUCAGUCGGAGUGGCUUCUGUGGAAUGCGCUCAAAGAAGUUUGAUGGCUUUAUUGAUCUCGACGGGUAUGAUGCAAUAGCCAUGAGGCUUAGAGGAGAUGGAAGGUGUUAUAUCUCUACCAUCUAUACGGAAAACUGGGUGAACUCACCGGGACAAACAGAAGAUAACUCGUGGCAAGCUUUUGUCUUUGCUCCAAAGGACAGGUGGUAUACUGCUAAGAUCCCUCUAGCUCGAUACUUGCCAACGUGGAGAGGAAAUGUUAUAGAUGUGGAAAUGGAGAUGAAUCCAGGUCGAGUUCUGGGUAUGUCACUGUCGGUAAACGCAGAAGGUGGUGCGGUUGGAGCUAAAUCAGGAGCAGGUGAUUUCAGAGUUGAAAUUGACUGGAUCAAAGCCUUGAGAAUGCCAUGAAUGGGUGAGAAGCAUUAUUGGCAAUGUAUGAUGUCUUCUUUGUUUUUAGCUUUGUGAAAACCAGGCCUGAGUUGAUACUUGGUGGCCAAAUAGAGUGUUGAAUUGUAACUGGUCAACACUUUGAGCAAUGUUUUAACUAUGUUCAUCGAAUAAAAAGAACAUGACACAGAUCAAAAAGAUAUUAUCGUUA
This is a messenger RNA of Raphanus sativus (radish), 1022 nucleotides long. Its product is annotated as probable complex I intermediate-associated protein 30. Bases 149 to 832 code for a protein of 227 amino acids. Gene Ontology annotation, cellular component: mitochondrion. The transcript has 8 exons. Gene Ontology annotation, biological process: mitochondrial respiratory chain complex I assembly; mitochondrial electron transport, NADH to ubiquinone. The record is from RefSeq and is a predicted model, not a curated record. NCBI's taxonomy places the organism in Eukaryota, Viridiplantae, Streptophyta, Magnoliopsida, Brassicales, Brassicaceae.